UAAAGGUUUGUUGUGACAAUAACAUUAUUUCCAUACACAUAAUUGUUAAUUGAAGCAAUGGCAGGAGAGCUUAAGCCUCUGGCUGGCCUUCUUCUUCUCCUUAACUUCUGCAUGUACGCCAUCGUGGCGGCGAUUGGGGGUUGGGCGGUCGAUGUUGCCAUCGAUAAUGGUUUCAUCAUUGCAUCUGGGCUGGUUCUCCCUGCCCAAUUCUCGCCAAUUUUCUUCCCAAUGGGGAACGCAGCGACCGGCUUCUUUGUCAUAUUUGCGCUCAUUGCUUCUGUUGUUGGGGCCGCCGCCGCUCUUGCUGGCAUCAACCACCUUCGAGCUUGGAAUUCUGAUAGCUUGCCUGCGGCUGCCUCCUCUGCUGUCAUUGCCUGGACUCUUACUCUUCUUGCCAUGGGUCUGGCCUGCAAGGAAAUUGAUUUAGAGGGGAGAAAUACACGUCUGAGAACAAUGGAAGCUUUUAUGAUCAUACUUUCAGCAACCCAGCUCCUGUACAUUCUUGCAAUACACGGCGCAGCAACAAUAAGACCAAGGACCUGAGAACAUCGAGCGGUUGAGAUUAGUUCCUCCUUGUGUGGUGGUGUUUCUUCUCUGGCUUUGC
This is a messenger RNA of Phalaenopsis equestris, 604 nucleotides long. RefSeq lists its product as uncharacterized. The coding region runs from base 58 to 543 and encodes 161 amino acids. Lineage: Eukaryota; Viridiplantae; Streptophyta; Magnoliopsida; Asparagales; Orchidaceae. The record is from RefSeq and is a predicted model, not a curated record. The transcript is spliced from 4 exons.